AUGCAAUUUGUGGAGAGUGGAAAAUUUUUCGUAGCCAGAUUGAUUGAUAAAGCCGGCGUUGAUCGCGAGUCACAUUGUGCAUUGAAUUCAACAUGCAAAAAAUACGAUGAUAAUUAUCGAUUAACGAUAGAUUAUUUCGAUGGUUCACUAAAUGUAUCUGAUUCAAAAAUGUUAGUUGAAUCUGUUGGAAAAUAUUUUGAUGAAAACGGUGUACUGUGUUAUAAACGAUUUUGUGCGGAUCUAAAAAAGAUUUAUGAUUCAUUAAGAUUACAGACAAGAAAACAACAGUGA
Didymodactylos carnosus is the source of this 291-nucleotide messenger RNA. NCBI's taxonomy places the organism in Eukaryota, Metazoa, Rotifera, Eurotatoria, Philodinida, Philodinidae. The record is from the annotation of a GenBank genome assembly.